AACAGCUUUUCCCAGAAAACUAGUUUUCGCACGUUAGCCCCCUUUUCGUAGACCAGGUCACAUAUGUAUGUGUAUUGUUCAUACUAAUAGGAACUCAAUGCCAUUACAUUUACAUUUGUCAGUGUAAAAAUAAACCAGUUGCAGUAUGUUUCUACGAUUAACUGACCCAUCUUGCUGGCUUAUUUGCAAGUAAUUGUUUUUUUUUUUUUUUUGAUUUUACAAAAUUUUGUUGAAAAUGUUACGGUUUUAUAAUAUAUAAAACGAGUAUGAGUGGCCAUUUAACAAAUAAAUGGUUUCUCCCCUUUUAUUAUUAUGAGCAUAAAGAACCAUACAUACAUUCGUUCUGCUGCCAUUAUUUUCAGAUCCUCAGAUCUUGUUUUUUUUGUUGUUUAAAUUGAAAAAAGAGAAUUUUCAUACGUUUGUAACAAAUUGUAAGUAUUAUUUGUAGCCACUUUGUUUAAUUAUUUCCUUAUAUUUAAUAUACUUAUUACAUGCAAAUGUGUAUGUAUGUAUAAUUUGACCCCUAACAACAUUUUCCAAACGGCUGUGGCCAUAUUCCAUACUAGCGACCUCUUCUCCACCCACUCAACGUACACACACAUAUAUACAUAUAUGUAUGUAUAUUGCUGACUAUUUUUUUUUGUUACGUCUUACGAUUUUAAUUAAAUUAUUUUUUACUUCGCCUUAAUAAAUAUAAUUUUAGCUUGCUCGAAAUCGUUUAUUCGUAAAUGUUCUUUUUCUAUUGAAUUCAAACUUAAAUUAAAAAAAAACGGCUUUUAUUUAAAACAAUUUGACGUCAAAAAUAUUAAAAGAUAAAACAACUUCAGAUUGAAUGAAAUAUAAUUACAAUUUUUACUAUAUACAUAGUACAUAUUAAAUGUAUGUAAAACUACUGACAUACUUAUGUACAUGCAGUCUGUGGAUCCCUUAAAUCAAAAUCAAUUCCCGCCAACAUUAUUUAUUAAAUUAUUAACUUUUUGCCAAUAUUUUUAUUGCGGGUAUCCAACAUUACAUUACAGCAAUACAUACACAAACACAGAUACAUCCAAUGACCACCAACAAUAACAGCAAGGGCAGCAAGAAGAACUGGCACCGACAACGCCUACACCCACAUUUGCAUACAUGCAUACAUGCUUAUGUAAAUGCAUACACAAAUGUUUGUAUGCAUAAGCGUACGAGAAGGAAAAGUUAAUAAGAAGUAUAUAAAUAAAAAAUGAAAAAAAAAACAAAUCAAAGCAAAGCAAAGAUAAGAAUUAGGCAGUAAGCUACGUAAAAUCGUCAGAAUUUUCGGUAUAGAAUUUAAUUCACAUAAAAAGAUACCGAAACAAAUAGGUAUAUACAUACAUAUAUAUAUUUUUUUUUUAAUCUCGUACAGUGCAGAAAAUAAUAAGAAAUCAAAUUAAUUAAUAUGAAAGCAUAAGAAGAUUAAUAUUAAUAUUAGUGGAGCAAGCGUAUAUUUAAAAAAUAUAACACCUGCAUUCGACAAUUACGAAAUAAAGUAAUUAUUUAAAUUAAAUUUUAUUAAAAAGAAAACAGAAAGUGAAGUAUAAUUAUAACAAAAUGCAUUUUCUUUUCAAUUUUACUGUUUUAUAUGUACAUAUGUUUACGUGUGUGGCUGUGGGUGGAUUGAGUGUGAAGAAGUAUAGUUUGAGUUUUUGCUGUUUAUUAAACGAUUGUUAUCCAGCAACUAUUUUCAUAUUUGUAGGGGAUCUUAAGAAUUAAAAUUUUCAGAAGGGUUUUCGUCAAAUAUUUGUAUCGAAUAAGUUUUUAAUAUCAGUCACGGUCAAUUUCUAGAAUGAUUUACCUGUCAGCCGGUUCUUGAAUUGUUUCAGAAUAUCCCGUCGUUUUGAAUGGACACAUCUGUGUUGAGAGCUAAUUUGGACGUCAUAUUGGAGAAACGACUUGUCUGGCUUCGAUAGUUUUUGAUAGUAGAAGUAAGCGUUAAAAUCAAUCCAAUUCAGUCUGCUACGUAUUCUCAUUUCAUGUCAUUGUAUAAAACUUGUAGAGUCCGAAGAUUUUCCAAAAUGAUAUUUGGGGAAAGGUGCCGAGUUGACUGGAUAAAGAUUUAGAUGUCUUUAUAGCUCAGGCAACAACAAUAUUAUUAUUAUACCAUCGAAUUUAAACUAAAAUAUCCUCUUGCUUCCGCGUUUUCUUGAAUAUAAUACGGUUUGGCUCCUUCCGUUAACCCACAUUUUUAAAUAUACUGUAGUUUCUUGCAAAAAGUAAGUUAAAUCUCUCAUAAACACCUCUCUCUGGUUUUAUACCGUACAUAUCCGUUAGAGGUAGAUAUUUCAAAAGAAUAAAAAGAGAAUAUUUUGCUUAGUAUAAUGUAGUUUUGUAACAAAAUUGAGUGGUAUCAGUCUAUACUUUCUAUGUACAUAUGUACAUAUAUACCACUAUGUAAUAAUUAAGAUGACUUAGAAGAAUAUAUUUCGCAUAAACAAAAUAUAAGAUUGAAGCUACCUGUACUCGUGAUCCAUAGUGAAAAUUAGUGCACCAGAAUGUCAACGAACAUUUUGAAGGCAUGCGAAAUAUUGUAUGCGUUUAGUUUCUAACCUUCUACUGUACUCGAUCUUAUGCUUACAUAAUUGUUUUAUAUAUAAUAAGUUUUUGCAGAUGUCUCGAUAUACAAGUAUUUGUACUCUUUCCGUAAGCGAAAGUAUUUACUAUUAAAUUCCACACGGGCCUAGUCUUCCUUAAGCUUACCAACGAAAUGAAAGAGAAACACAAUCAUAAAUAACAUUUUUUAUACUUUUAUAUCUAAAUGUGAUCUAGUGUUUAUUUUGACAAACACUGUACGUUCCAGAUCCUUCAACCUUUUUCAUAAGCAUGUGUUAAUGGUGUAACAGUUACCUGAAUAGAAGUAGCGUUUCAGCAGGUCAUAAAGGAUUUCGAAACCUUUCUUACCUGUGGGAAAAUCCACUUCAACUUCACUUCACUCAACAGUUCACUCGUUCGUAGUUUGAUGUGUGAAUAGUGCCGUUUUUCGAAACAUCAACUUUAAUUUGUUUACAAUAACCUCUUUAAUUACACCGCACUUCCUAGAAAUUCCAUAAAUUUCAAUAACUUCGUUAAAUAGUUCCAGACUGUACAAACUGACUGAAGGAGAUAGCGAAUAAAGGGGAAACUACGAUCCAGAACAUUAUCAACUCUUGAAAUGAAACUUGUAAUAUCAUAAAAUUAAUUUCAAAUGGUUUUCGUUUAAACCAGCGAGAACAGAGGACAAGAAAUUUAAAAAAAUGCAUUCGCUUGCCACUCGCUUACAAAAAGGAUAAGUCUUUUAAUAUAGUUUUUACUGCAAAUUUGAUCAUUUAUAAGCUUGAAGUUUCAAUUUUAUUGCGUUUUUUAACGCAAACUAAGUUUUUCAAAUGCUUCAACGUCCGCUGGAUGAUUUCACUUCAUUUAUUUUACAAAAAAUGCUGCGUUAGCUCCUCUCUUCACUACUACUAACUUUUCGAAACGAUUUUUUGAAAGUGUAGAUUCCAGUGGACUGGAAGAAACUUCCAUUUCCAAAUGACGACCAUUUGAAAACUUAUAUUUGUGUAUCCACUUUUUAAAAUAAAACUCACAUGUCUUACAUACUUUUAGGCGCACGAAGUUUAUACUGAAACACUGCACACUCAUUCGAUUCGAUUCAUUUCCGAUUUCCAAAGCUUUCAAUCACAUUUAAUUUCAAAUAUUUCGAAAAAUUCAAUUAUGUAAGCAAUUUUCGCCAGCCAAAAUCAAACAAAACAAUUGUUAAUAAAAUUAAAUAUAAAAAAAUAAAAAUUGCAUUGACCAUCAAACGUUUCGACUAUGAGCGGAAAAGUAGGACCACUCUCGCGUAUCUACAAUGGUAUGAUAGGCACCGCAGAUAAAUUUGUACCGACGUCUAUGCGUCCGCUGUGGGAACAUCCAGCAGGUCCGAAAACAGUAUUCUUCUGGGCACCGAUAUGCAAAUGGGCACUCGUCAUUGCUGGCAUUGGAGAUAUGAAUCGUCCCGCACAUUCUUUAUCAUUGAAUCAAUGUGCAGUUAUAGCCACAACUGGUAUAAUUUGGUCUCGGUACUCGUUGGUCAUAAUCCCUAAGAACUAUUCCUUAUUCAUGGUAAAUAUGUUUGUCGCAACUACACAGCUAUAUCAAGUGGCACGCGCCUUAAAUUAUCAGUAUGGCUUGAAAGAUAAACCGGAGUGAAGAGUAUUUUAUAAAAAAUUAAUAUUUGUUGUUCAAGUCUAGUGGGAAUGAAAAUGAGCAGUUUGGUAUCACCAAAUUUUUGGUCGUCAAAUAGAAGCCAAGUUCAAAACAAGAUGAACAAAAAACAUCGCAUUAUAUAAAUCUUGUUUUACGUACUUGGAUUAGGUAAUUUUAGUAAGUUGUGCUGUCCUCAAUGUUUUAUACUUAAUCGGCUUCGAGAAAACUUAAACUUAGAAUGUACUUUUCAGUAAUA
Bactrocera tryoni is the source of this 4426-nucleotide messenger RNA. RefSeq names its product mitochondrial pyruvate carrier 2-like. Lineage: Eukaryota; Metazoa; Arthropoda; Insecta; Diptera; Tephritidae. The transcript is spliced from 3 exons. Gene Ontology annotation, cellular component: mitochondrial inner membrane. The coding region runs from base 3796 to 4173 and encodes 125 amino acids. The record is from RefSeq and is a predicted model, not a curated record. Gene Ontology annotation, biological process: pyruvate import into mitochondria. Gene Ontology annotation, molecular function: pyruvate transmembrane transporter activity.